CACAUGAGGAACACUGGAAGUCUCAAACGGUCAAACAUUCAAACUAUCUCGUCCGCAUCCUUCUCUGAAACUGCAUUCUGCAGCUCCUCCACUCGUCCCGGCCGGCCGCCACCUGCUGCAGUCGUAUUUUCGUCUCUACAUCCCAUCACAUAGAAGACUCUUUUUCUGUCUGGCUUCCUCGCAUCCUCACUAUCGCACACUUGUAUCGCACAGUGCGUUGCCCUAAGCGGAUCCUGAAUGGCUGAAGAAAUGGACAGUCAAGAAGACUCUGUUUUCACACAGUUAACGGAAGCUGUUGCUGCCAACCCGGAUGACCCUUCCCUCCAUUUUAAUCUUGGUUUGUUCUUGUGGGAGGGGAUUGGGUCAGAAUCUAAGGAAAAGGCAGCAGAGCAUUUUGUGAUUGCAGCAAAGCUAAACCCACAAGAUGCAAAUGCUUUUAGGUAUUUGGGUCAUUAUUAUAGCAAAGUUUCAGUUGAUACUCAGAGAGCUCUCAAGUGUUAUCAGAGGGCUCUCACUCUUGAUCCUCAAGAUUCUGAAUCUGGGGAAUCAAUGUGUGAUUUGUUGGACAAAGAAGGAAAAGAGAGCUUGGAGGUUGCUGUCUGCCGUGAAGCUGCAGGGAAGUCGCCAAGGGCAUUUUGGGCAUUUCGUAGGCUUGGUUUUCUACAGGUCCAUCAGAAGAAAUGGUCUGAGGCAGUUCAUAAUCUUCAGCAGGCCAUUAGAGGGUAUCCUACAUCUGCAGAUUUAUGGGAAGCUUUAGGUCUUGCAUAUCAGCGAUUGAGCAUGUUCACAGCAGCUAUUAAGUCAUAUGGUCGAGCUAUUGAGUUGGAGGAGUCACGAGUAUUUGCAAUGGUUGAGAGUGGAUAUGUCUUCUUGAUGCUUGGUUCACAUCGAAAGGGAGUUGAGCAGUUUCAGCAAGCUUUACAGAUAUCACCUGAAAAUGUAGCUGCACACUAUGGACUUGGGUGUGGGCUUCUUGAGUUAUCAAAGGAAUGUAUAAGUUCAGGUGCAUUUAGAUGGGGAGCUUCAAUAUUAGAGGAGGCAUCAAAAGUUGUUAAAACUGGUACUUUCUUGGCAAAAAAUGUUUCAUGCAUGUGGAAGUUGCAUGGUGAUAUUCAGCUUACAUAUGCGAAUUGCAUCCCAUGGAUUGAUGAAGACCAUGUCUUAGAAACAGAGAAAGCUUUGACUGAUUCCAUUCUUUCAUGGAAAAACGCAUGUUCUUCAGCUGCACUGAGUGCCAGGCGUUCAUAUCAACAUGCUCUACAUUUGGCUCCAUGGCAAGCUAACAUCUACACAGAUAUUGCCAUCACUAUAGAUGUCAUAAACUAUUUUAAGGAGGAAAACAAACAUGAUGCUAUCCAAAAGCAAUUACCUGAGAAAAUGAUUUUAGGUGGUUUAUUACUCGAGAGCUCCAAUAAUGAAUUCUGGGUUGCACUAGGAUACUUAUCACAUCAUGUUGAGUUAAAGCAACAUGCUUUUAUCAGAUCAUUGCAGUUAGAUGUAUCAUUAGCUGUUGCAUGGGCAUAUCUUGGGAAGCUUUAUAGAAAACAAGGUGACAAGAAAUUGGCACAAAAUGCAUUUGAUCGUGCAAGGAGUAUUGAUCCUUCACUUGCAUUACCAUGGGCUGGCAUGUCAGCAGAUAUGUCCAUUAGGGCACUUAAGGCAGAUGAAGCUUAUGAUUGCUGUUUAAGAGCUGUUCAAAUACUACCUCUUCCAGAAUUUCAGAUGGGUCUUGCAAAGCUUGCUUUACAUUCUGGUGAACUUUCAUCUUCAGAGGUAUUUGGACCCAUAAGCCAGGCUUUGCAUCAUGCACCCCAGUAUCCAGAAUCUCACAAUCUUCUAGGGCUUGUUUGUGAGGCAAGAUGUGAUUAUCCAUCUGCUAUUACAUCUUAUAAGUUAGCACGUUAUGCAGUCAACACUUCUUCUUGUGACGCCUCAAAACUCCUUGAUAUAUCAAUUAAUUUGGCAAGGUCACUCUGUAAGGAUGGUAAAGCUUAUGAGGCAGUGCAAGAAUGCGAAGAACUAAAGAAGAAAGGUGUUCUGGAUUGGGAAGGUUUGCAUAUAUAUGCUUUAUCUUCAUGGAUACUUGGGAAGAAUGAUCAGGCUUUGUCUGUGGUGAGGAUUUUAGCUGCAGGUGUUAAAUCAUUGGAACCACAAAAGGCAUCCACCUCCAUAAGCUUUAUAUGUAGAUUACUUUACUAUAUUUCUGGUCAAGAGGCAGUGAUGACAAGCAUUUUAAAAAUGCCAAAAGAUUUAUUUAAAAGUUCAAAAGUUAGUUUUGUGGUAUCUGCUAUUCAUGUUCUGGAUCAAAGCAAUCAGCUUGAGGCAGUUGUUUCAAGUAGCCGAUCUUCUCUCAUAAGUCAUGAUGAAAUUACUGGAAUGCAUUUUUUGAUAGUAUUAAGUAAAUUGGUGAAAAAUGGUUCACAGCAUUGCUUGGGAAUUCAGAGUGGAAUCGAUCACCUUAGAAAAAUCCUCCAUAAGUACCCCAACAGUUAUUUUCUAAGGAAUGUUCUUGGUUAUCUCUUAAUAUCUAGCAAAGAACAAAAAGAUGCACACUUGUCCACUAGAUGCUUUACUGUAAGAAGCAGCCAAUCAGAGUGUCUAAAAGAAGAAGGUCUAAAACGUGCACCUGAAAUCCUUGGUGCAAGUACAGUUGCUUGCUACACCAACAAUAAACACACCUUUCCCACCUGUAAAGACCAAUCUACCCCUCAACACGGAUCAUUCAAACUAUUACAAAAGUGGUGGCAUCAAGAACCAUGGAAUAAAAAUGCAAGAUACCUUUUAAUCCUCAACUACAUUCAAAAAGCACGUGAAGAGAGAUACCCUCAACAUAUAAACACAGGACUCGAAAAGUUAAUUAAUUUAGCUCUUUCAGACGAAUCCCUAUCCUGCCCCUAUCAAAAGUUCCAGCUGUCACUCUGUGCAUCUGAAAUAAGUUUACAAAGUGGGGACCACGCUAACUGCAUAAAACAUGCUAAAAAAGCUUCAAAUCUUUCUAUCCCAGAUGACUAUCUCUUCUUGGCACACUUGCAAUUAUGUCGGGCAUAUGCUGCAGAAAACAACCAUGUCAGCUUACAUGAAGAGUACACAAAAUGUAUAAAUUUGAGAACCGAUUAUCAUAUCGGUUUAAUUUGCCUCAAAUAUAUUGAAUGUCAAUAUGGUCUACAAGGAGAUGAGAAUAUAAAUAUAAUCGAAUUGAGAUUUGAAGAAUGUUCUAAAGAUAUAAAAUAUUCAUGGAAUGUAUGGACAGCUGUAUGGAAAAUGGUCCAGGGGUUGAUUGCGGUUUCAAAUCGUGAUUUUGUUGGUGCAGAAGAGUUUUUUGCAUAUGCGUGUUCGUUAAACGGUUCUGAGAGCUGUUUGUUUUUGUGUCAUGGUGCCAUUUGUAUGGAACUUGCGAGACAACAAUGCAACUCGGAUUUCUUGCUGCUUGCUGUUGGGAGUUUGAAGAAAGCUAGAAACAAUUGUCACACAAGUUUACCUAUUUUGCAACUUUUAUUAGGGCAAGCAGAAGCAAGUCUUGGAUAUAAAGGGCAAUGGAGUCAAUACCUGAAGUUUGAAUGGUCAUCUUGGCCUCCAGAGAUGAGGCCGGGGGAGAUUUUUCUUCAUAUGCAUUUGGUUUCAAAACAGUUGCAAGAAGGUGGCUACUCUGCAUCAAGAACAAUACAUGGUAAAAAUCCAUUGAGAUGGAUUCUACAAGCGAUACAUUUGAAUCCAUCUUGUUCAAGAUAUUGGAAAGCUUUACAGAAUCCGUAUUUGUUAUGCAAACCUGUUCACUCGUUCAAAACUGGCCGGAUUAACCACCGCGGUUGCAGAUUUUCGAUGGAAACUGGAGGCAAUUCCUUAGCAUCUGGGCCAGAUGGAGUGAAGAGAAAGGUGUACUACUUCUAUGACCCAGAGGUUGGAAAUUACUAUUAUGGACAAGGUCACCCAAUGAAGCCACAUAGAAUUCGCAUGACACAUGCUCUAUUAGCCCACUAUGGUUUACUUCAAAACAUGCAUGUUGUAAAGCCUGUUCCAGCUAGAGACAAAGAUCUUUGCAGGUUUCAUGCUGAUGACUAUGUUUCUUUUCUAAGAGGCAUCACCCCAGAAACACAGCAAGAUCAAUUAAGACAACUAAAAAGGUUCAAUGUUGGUGAAGAUUGCCCUGUGUUUGAUGGUCUAUACUCCUUCUGUCAAACUUAUGCAGGAGGUUCUGUUGGAGGAGCAGUGAAGUUAAACCAUGAGUAUUGUGAUAUAGCUAUAAACUGGGCAGGUGGACUUCAUCAUGCUAAAAAAUGUGAAGCUUCUGGUUUUUGCUAUGUCAAUGACAUCGUCUUAUCAAUUCUUGAACUUCUGAAAGUGCACCAACGUGUGCUGUAUGUAGAUAUUGACAUUCAUCAUGGUGAUGGUGUAGAGGAAGCUUUUUACACUACUGAUAGAGUCAUGACUGUUUCUUUCCACAAAUUUGGUGAUUAUUUCCCGGGGACAGGGGAUAUAAGAGAUAUUGGGUAUUCAAAGGGAAAGUAUUACUCACUGAAUGUCCCUCUAGAUGAUGGAAUUGAUGAUGAAAGCUAUCAGUCACUGUUUAAGCCAAUAAUUGGUAAAGUAAUGGAAGUGUUCAGACCUGGUGCUGUUGUGUUACAAUGUGGUGCAGAUUCUUUAUCAGGAGAUAGAUUGGGUUGUUUUAAUUUAUCAAUUAAAGGGCAUGCUGAGUGUGUGAAGUAUAUGAGAUCUUUUAAUGUGCCUUUAUUAUUACUUGGUGGUGGAGGGUAUACAAUACGUAAUGUUGCUAGAUGCUGGUGCUAUGAGACAGGAGUUGCACUUGGGGUUGAGUUAGAAGAUAAGAUGCCUCAACAUGAGUAUUAUGAGUACUUUGGUCCUGAUUAUACUCUUCAUGUUGCUCCAAGUAAUAUGGAAAAUAAGAACUCUCGCCAGCUGUUAGAUGAAAUUCGGUCAAAGCUUCUAGAUAAUCUCUCUAAAUUACAGCAUGCACCAAGUGUCCAGUUUCAAGAGCGCCCACCUGAUACAGAAUUCCCAGAGGCAGAUGAAGAUCAAGAGGAUGACGAUCGAAGAUCAGAUGAUUCUGAUGUUGAUGAAAAUAAUGAGGGCAAGCCUUUCAUUGGACUUGUGAAAAGGGAACUCCAUGAUAUUGAGUCCAAGGACAUGGAUGAUGUGAAAGAAGGUGAACGUGCUAAUAGAGAGAUGGAUGCCUCAUUUGCUGAAAUAUCCAUAAAGGGUUCAAAUUCAGUGUCAGCACCUGCAGAUGUGAAACAAGAACAAGGAAACUCAAACAAGCCGGAUCAGCCUUCUACUGCUGAGAUGAAUUUAUAGUGUAUGAUGAUAUGUCGAUGUCAUGUUUUUACUUUUAACUUUUAUGAAUCUAUUUUAAAUUUGUGUUGAGGAUUGGUGUAUUAUGUUGUACAAAACUGACUGGAACAUGUGCACAAGGUUGGUAAGUUAAAAAGAUGAGUAGAUGAAAUUAAAUGACAAAUGUUUUA
This is a messenger RNA of Lactuca virosa, 5477 nucleotides long. Lineage: Eukaryota; Viridiplantae; Streptophyta; Magnoliopsida; Asterales; Asteraceae. The record is from the annotation of a GenBank genome assembly.